Molecule: messenger RNA, 273 nt
Organism: Guyanagaster necrorhizus
Lineage: Eukaryota; Fungi; Basidiomycota; Agaricomycetes; Agaricales; Physalacriaceae
Exons: 2
Coding region: 1-273 (90 amino acids)
Source: RefSeq, a predicted model, not a curated record
AUGCCAACCAACUAUGACAAGUGGAAGGAGGGCAUCAGACCCUUCACUCAUGCAAUGGCUAAGAAAGGAAAGGCUGCUGCAUUGGGAUCCUCAGAAUCCAAAUCUGCUGGCUUGACAAGCUUGGGCAGUAAUACCACCAGUGACAACAAGACUGCCACCAGUACUAUGUUUGGUGGCCAGAGAAAAUCCAUGGACAUCGACAAGUUGAAGAAGGAGGGGAAGUACUUUGGAUGUAAAGAGAAAGGCCAUCUCUACAAGGACUGCUCUAAAUAG